Syngnathus typhle (broad-nosed pipefish) is the source of this 2139-nucleotide messenger RNA. RefSeq lists its product as uncharacterized. The transcript is spliced from 15 exons. The coding region runs from base 1 to 2139 and encodes 712 amino acids. The record is from RefSeq and is a predicted model, not a curated record. Lineage: Eukaryota; Metazoa; Chordata; Actinopteri; Syngnathiformes; Syngnathidae.
AUGCUGUGUGUCCAUCUGCAGAAGAUUAUGAGGGGUAUGACGGAGAACUCGGUGUCGGGCUUCUCCGGCACCAUGCUGGAGACUCUCUUUAAAGUUUGGGACUCCCAGGGGAGCUUGGAAUGUGGCAGCCAUCUCACCCCUCCACGCCCGGUCUACAUUGUUCAGACAAGCGAAGCGGGAUUUAUCGGCCUCUUUAGCGACGGCAUCGAAAUUCAACAACUGUUUUUGUCACUCACAGAGCUGCGGGAAACUCCCAGGCCUCAUGAUGAGUCUGUCCUUCCGUGGGAUAUGGGCAAAAUGGAAAAUAUGAGCGGGAGCAUGGAUAAUAGUAAUAAGGGAGAAUCGAGGGAAAGUCUCAGUGGAAUUCUCAACCCCACAACAUGUCUCCAUUUGGGCGAUGUUCUAUUGUUCACCGUCACCCCUCGUGAUUAUCCUCAGUACGAUAUUGACAACUUGUACAACACAAACAGUGAUUUUGACUGGGGGUCACUGAGAAAACUGAAAGAGGAGCUGACUCUCUCCUGGACACCUCCCAGCUUUUUUUCAAUUGUCUUCAACCAACCCGGAGUUUAUGUUUUUAGGCUUAGCAGCCAUCAUCACAAACAUAUGUACGUGCGGGUAAUGGGUGCAGGAGGCCAAUGUUACGAGCCGGGGCCCUUUUUUGCAACUAAUCCGCGUCACGUCACAAGAGUGGGCAUCAGGAAGAGAAGAAAUCUUUUACUGCGUCCUGACUGGCUGGUGACGGGAGGUCUUUUGUUUGGAGCCGCCCUCAUCUUGUGUUUAUGUGUCAUUGUCUUGAUCCUUUUCCACGAGUAUGGUUGGCCUGAGAAGAAGCCAAUCACGGCGCGGUAUCACACACGGCAGAUGACCUAUCACAUGGAAGACUACGCAUCAAAAGGUUCAAGGGUGAUGUCACAAAUGAAAAUACACAGAAAACAACAAGCUGUCAUCAGGCUGACUUCCAUUCAACCAGAGCCUUCAGAGGAAUUCUGGGAUUACGAACACCAGGUGGAUCUGGAGGCCUUCAGCAGCAACACUUUCUACAACCUGCUUCUCAAACACAGCGUGUCAGUCACUUCACGGCUCGGACAGCUCACCACUGAGGUCAAGGAGCUUUAUCAGGGUGUCCUCGAGAAACUCCGGAUGCUCCAUCCUCGCUUGGUGGAUGAGGAGAGCACGGAUGACGUUUACGAGAAGACCAGAAGAGAGGUGGAGAAGGAGGUGGUCCGCAGGAGGUCUUUGGCUUCGCACCUGAGGAUGCUGCUCAACAGUCAGCUUCAGGUUUUGAGGCGAGAGCAGCAGGCACAGCAGAAGGUCCACAGUGUGUUCACGGCUCAAGUGCGAGAAUGUAGCAGAAUACUGGGCAAGAUCCACCAGACAGCUUUUGGACAGCGCCAACAAAAUUUAAUUCAGCGGUUAAGGUCGCUCGUGGGAGAAAUGGGAGGGUUGGUAUCCGCAGAAUGUCGGCGCCAGGGCUCCUGGGGGCUCUUGGGUGAAGGCACGGGGGCCAAGCUGCUCUGUCCUGACACAGGCACUGUGCUGAGCAAAGACGGCAUCUUUGGUUCUGAUGGAUCUCUGCGAGAAUGUUGCCCUGCUCAUUACGACACAGUCACAGGCCUUGUUAGACCAAACGCUCACAGCCACAUGUUGCUGAGCAACGGUCACACUAUGGCGGUUCCUCCAGAUUUCUUCGUGCAUCCACAAACCGGUCAUGUUCUACCCAUUGUUGGAAACGUCGCCUAUGACCCCGAAAGUGCCACUUUGGUCAUCACGACUGAUUUGUGUGCAGGAGACAACAAGAAAUGGGAAAGUCCUCCUAUACCUUUCAUUCCAUACCCGACCUCCUGCCACUCAAACCAACCUCUGCCCAACAUCUGUCUCAGAGGCCUUCGACCAGGUCAAAAACUGCAGCUGGGUGCCCCCAUGGCAGACGCAGACACGGGAGUCCCAGUACCUAUUCUGGCCGUUACCAUCCAGCCACAAACUAGUCUGGUCUACCCACUGGGGAAGACACAUAUAUGCCCCAUCACACGUUUGCCGCAACCUGUCCAGAUCGGUUCUCCAAUGAUGGAUCCUCGGACGGGAAACGUUGUGCUGACUGUUGGCAUCAGUCUCGAUCCGGUGUUGUGCUGCCAGUAG